Messenger RNA from Colletotrichum scovillei, 2917 nucleotides. RefSeq names its product tyrosine phosphatase. Gene Ontology annotation, biological process: protein dephosphorylation. The record is from RefSeq and is a predicted model, not a curated record. The coding region runs from base 1098 to 2084 and encodes 328 amino acids. The transcript is spliced from 3 exons. NCBI's taxonomy places the organism in Eukaryota, Fungi, Ascomycota, Sordariomycetes, Glomerellales, Glomerellaceae. Gene Ontology annotation, molecular function: inositol diphosphate tetrakisphosphate diphosphatase activity; phosphatase activity. Gene Ontology annotation, cellular component: cytoplasm.
UGGUUCUCCAUUGUCGAGACUGUCUCCGACCUCCGCCUUCUAAGUCCGUUCAGGUCUCUCCCAUCCCAUUCACUCAGUCAGUCAAUACCAUCACCCCUCUGGCUGUCACCCAUCAAAAUCAAUCUUUUUCUUCCUCUCUCCGUCUGCCUCUACCUCUCCAUUCCCCUCUCCCCCCUUCCUAAAAUCUAAACCAAUACUUGGGCCUUGAACCUGAGACAACCCCCAAGGCAGAUCUUUCCACCCACUUCACUUCGUCUCGUCUUGGCCAAGCAUUUCGACCAGAGGCCAAGCUAUUCGUACGCCAGCAGAGAAGAAAAAGGUACGUAGCGACAGGCCUUCCCCGUCAUUCAUUCACCUUUGGGUUCCUUGCGCGGUCUGUCAGGGCAGGCAGGCUCAGAGGUACCUCGUCACCAAAGCCAAGGCCUGUGUAUACUUCAGCCUCCUCCACCGCACCCACGUCCCACCCACCUCACGCACCACACCGCGGACCAUUCAUUCAACCCAUCCCACACAUUACGAUGCUCAUUUACUAACCCGCUCCUCCCGCGCGCACCCAGGGUCCUUUUCCUCUUUCUACCUCUGCCUCACUUCUACAACCAAUACCAAUCAACUAUCUAAACAACCCCCCAAACACUCUUCAUUUGUCUCUCUCGCCUGCACAACUGGGAUUCCCAAAUUCGUCACCGAGACCUUGCGAGAACGAACCGUCGCCUACGCCUGCGACACCACUAACAAGACUACCUUACCCGCGAUUCACGACAAGAUGGACCUCAAUUUCCAACUUGCCGCCCUUCAGGUUUCUGCCUGUGCUCUUUAGAGACACGCAAAGGGACAUCUUUCAACAUUGCCUCUUGUCCCACGGGAGGAAAAACAUCAUUGCACGCUUUUCAACACUCCUCAAAAAAUAACUACCAACCGACAACACGUACCGCUUCGCUCACACGACCACUUACCCUUUCCUAACCUUUCUCCGAAACCCUGAACUUUACUACCCACGAACCCCAGAAGACAUAAGUACUGCAAGGCCCGUGAACAGUCACGCGAUCAAGCUCACUCCACGAUCACUCCACCCACGACUUACACCAUUACCCCAUACCAUGGCUGGUGCCGUGGUCUCAAAACGAAGUGCGAGACAGUUCCUCGAAGACGAAGGCGGUCAUCCCGCAGAGCAUCCUACCUACCAUCCCGCGAGACGUAACUCCAAGCAAGACGAUCCCACACCUAUUGAGAUGGCCGACAAGUACCAAAUCAAGGGCCCUUCGCGGCAAGGAUCGCGCGAGUCCGUAGCUGGCUCCGACUCUACACUGGAAGGUUCUAUACAGAAGCAGAUCAUGAAAGCGAUCGAAGACGAUUCCCAAACGGUCGCCAUUGUUGGAGAGAAGAUGUUGGCCAGGCGCGAGGAUGGACUUCUCAAAGUCAACGACCAGGCGAAAUCGCCCCUGGGCCCUCCUAUGUCGCCUGGCAUUGAGCGAGUCUUGCCAAUUGAUGGACGACCCAUCAACUUUGGCGUUGUUGUGCCUGGAGUCUAUCGAAGCAGCUAUCCCAAGCCUGAAGACUUUGGCUUCAUCCGCAAUCUUGGCCUCAAAUCAAUUGUUACCCUUGUCCAAAAGGAUGAUGUUGAUGAGCCUUACACUGCUUUCAUGUCAAGCAAUGGUAUUCGUCACCACGUCUUUAACAUGAAGGGUACCAAGAAGGAGGCCAUUCCCAUUCGCACAAUGAAGUCAAUCUUGCGGCUUGUUCUGAACCGAGAGCACCACCCCCUGCUCAUUCACUGCAACCAUGGCAAGCAUCGCACUGGCUGUGUCGUUGGCGUGGUUCGCAAGGUGACUGGCUGGGAGCUCAACACCAUUGUCGAUGAGUACCGGGCAUACGCUGAGCCCAAGAUCAGAGACUGCGACGUUAAGUAUCUCACCGACUUUGAUCUCUCGGAUCUUUCCAACCUGUUCGUCCACGAAGCGAAUAUGCGGUUUCGGAUCCGGCACUUUAUGAGAGUGACCCUGUUCACUGUCUUUGUCGUCUUCGUCUGGUUUAUCUCGGGGCAUAGAAUGCAGACGACAGCUAGAUGCGUUAAAGAAGUGAAGUAAUUGACCCUGUCGCGGGUGUUACAGGCUCUGGCAUUUCUGCAUGAUGCUUGGCAUUGGGCGGAUCUUCGCCGAAGUCUGAACUUGGUGGAGCGCAACGCAGCAUGGUACCGUACUCUAGAAGAAAACUGGAGACUGUUACCCAGCAACGAUACCCUACGCAAAGACAGAAGAAGACUACAGAGCGAUAAUGAAAGAUAGGGGAGAAGGCUGUUACAGCACCGGUGAGAGGAAGAUCGACGAUAUGAGUCGAAGUACAUGAGAGGGGACAGAAGAAUAAGGACACACAAAAAGUUUGGUACAUUGGGAUUACCGCCCUCAAAGAUGCAGCAUAGCCUGCUUGGGCUGGACCGGCUUCUUCCAAUUUUUCCUUUGUAUGGAUAGACAGAAUACUGGGGACUCAUCAAGAGCUGAGAUGUCUCCUUUUGGCGUUUAACUCGAGACUUUGGAGGUCAUCGACGAUGGCAUUUCAUCAAGUACAGGCUUUUUUCUUUGCUUUUCCGUUGUAUUGUAUUACUAUCUUGUUAGGGUAGUUUGGACAGUUGACCAUUUGGGGAGGUUAUGAACUUUCUGCAAACGCAAUCGACUCAAGUCAACGUAGCUGAUUUCUACAUUGUCGAGAUUCGUCUACAUACUAUUCCAAAAUUUUGGUCUCCUUAAAGUGCCCGUUCCCCCGUCUCCACGCUUGCUAUUCUCGUGUGUAAGCAUUGACUUCCCCAAGCGCUUAUCGAGAUCAUGGCAUGUGUGUAUGUCGAUCCAUCCCCAGACAGUGCCGUUUCGCGUAACGACGUUUCGUCUCAUGACUCGACGUAUAUCAUUAUCCUAACAGACUUCCC